UGUCGGUCAUGUGACAUGUGACGUCACCACAGGAGGGAGGGGGCGGGAUCCCAUCAUGGCGUCAAUGCAGAAACGGCUUCAGAAGGAAUUGUUGGCUUUACAAAAUGAGCCACCACCUGGAAUGACGUUAAAUGAAAAGAGUGUUCAGAAUUCUAUUACGCAGUGGAUUGUAGAUAUGGAAGGAGCACCAGGAACAUUAUAUGAAGGAGAGAAGUUUCAGCUUUUAUUUAAGUUCAGCAGUCGAUAUCCCUUUGAUUCCCCUCAGGUUAUGUUCACUGGUGAUAAUAUCCCUGUCCAUCCUCAUGUUUAUAGCAAUGGUCAUAUCUGUUUAUCUAUUUUAACGGAAGACUGGUCUCCUGCACUAUCUGUGCAAUCCGUGUGUCUUAGCAUAAUCAGCAUGCUAUCUAGCUGCAAAGAAAAGAGGAGACCUCCAGAUAAUUCCUUUUAUGUAAGAACGUGCAACAAAAAUCCAAAGAAAACAAAAUGGUGGUACCACGAUGACACAUGUUGAUGCCAGGUUCAAGCCCCUCUAGAAAAAGAUAUCCUACUGAAUACAUGAGCACUUUGAUCCUUCAAGUCUUUGAACUUUAACUGGAGGUGACUGAAUAAAAUGAAGACUACUUCCUUUUUACUGCAUUUUUACUAGUGUGCAUCGUGGCGCAUGUUGAUAGCUGUCUCAGCACAUGCAGCUGACAUGCUUUGUUAGUCAUACUGGAUAAAUGCAGAUGUCAGGACGGAAUUCCAUUUUACUUUCUCUUACACUUUCCAAGAUUUCCCUGGUCCUCAUGUAUUGUGCAAUAACAAUGAUAAAUGCAUGAGCGGGCCUACUGGAUAUGUUUACCAAAUGCAUUGGGAUAAGAAGGAAUGUUUCCAGCAUUACAUUGCCAUCCAUGACACCGGGAUACCUUGCACUGUGACCAUGAAAAUGGCUCCAUGGCUAAACAUGCUUGACCUGAAGGACGGCGAAACAGGAACUCUGUAUAUUUAUUAACUUGUUUCCUUUUAUGUCGCGUGGUUUUGUGAAUGGACAGGUACAAAAAUCUCAAUCCCGUGCAGUAAAA
Nanorana parkeri is the source of this 1061-nucleotide messenger RNA. RefSeq names its product ubiquitin conjugating enzyme E2 W (putative) (gene UBE2W). The transcript is spliced from 6 exons. Lineage: Eukaryota; Metazoa; Chordata; Amphibia; Anura; Dicroglossidae. The coding region runs from base 56 to 511 and encodes 151 amino acids. The record is from RefSeq and is a predicted model, not a curated record.